This is a messenger RNA of Encephalitozoon cuniculi GB-M1, 2766 nucleotides long. RefSeq lists its product as uncharacterized. Gene Ontology annotation, molecular function: ATP binding; aminoacyl-tRNA deacylase activity; valine-tRNA ligase activity. NCBI's taxonomy places the organism in Eukaryota, Fungi, Microsporidia, Unikaryonidae. The record is from RefSeq and is marked provisional. Gene Ontology annotation, biological process: valyl-tRNA aminoacylation. Gene Ontology annotation, cellular component: cytosol. Bases 1 to 2766 code for a protein of 921 amino acids. The transcript has a single exon.
AUGGACUCUUCGAAGGAAGCUCUGAAAGAAAGGAAGAAGAUGGCGAAGGACGAGAAGAAGAGGCAGAAGCUUGAGAAGUUUCUGGCCAAGAAGACUCUGGAGAUCGGUGUUUCAAAACCCAGGAAGGAGUACAGGAAGGAAGGAUACGACCCGCUGCAGGUUGAGGGCAAAUGGUACAAGCUUUGGGAGGAGCAGGGGCUCUUCAAGCCUGUCGAGGGAGGGGCAAGAUAUGUUGUUCCCAUUCCUCCUCCAAAUGUAACGGGGAGCCUCCAUAUUGGACAUGCGAUGAUGGUUUCUAUCCAGGAUGCAGUGUGCAGGUACAAGAGGAUGUGCGGAUACGAAGUUCUGUACAUUCCUGGAACGGACCAUGCGGGGAUAGCAACACAGAAUGUUGUGUCUAAGCAGCUGGCAAGAGAAGGAAUUGUUGUUGACAGAGAAGGGUUUCUGAAGAAAGCUUGGGAAUGGAAGGACAGGCAUGGAUCUCGGAUAUACGAACAGCUCAAGAGGCUGGGGACGAGUGUGGAUUUCGGCAGGGAAAGGUUUACUCUGGACCCUGGAAUGAGCAGGGCUGUUGCCGAUGCAUUUGUAAAGCUUUAUGAGAAGGGCCUUAUAUAUCGCGAGCCGAAGAUUGUGAACUGGUGCAGCAGGCUGUUGACAACGAUAAGCGACCUUGAGGUGAACCAUGAGGAGGUGAUGCCCAACACAUAUCUCCAGGUGGACGGGGGGAAAUACGAGUUUGGGGUGAUUUACCACUUUAAGUAUCCAAUAACUGCCGACAAAGGGUUUUCUGGAGACCAUCUCUCCCUGCCGACCAUUGAGGUUGCAACAACAAGACCAGAAACCAUCCUUGGAGAUACUGCAGUGUGUGUGAACGGAAGGGACUGUAGGUUCAGUCCCGAGGGAAUCAAGGAGAUGCUUGGAGAUGUUCCACAUGGAUGCAGGAUUUAUGGGGUGAAUCCACUAACUAGAGAUGUGAUUCCUGUUAUCUUUGAUGACUAUGCAGACAUGAGUUUCGGAACCGGGGUGGUGAAGAUAACUCCAGCACACGAUGCAAAUGACUUUGAAGUGUCCAAGAGGCACGGACUUCCAUGCAAGGUUGUAUUUGACGAACAAAAUAGAGUGGUUGUGGAGGGUGAGUUCAAGGGGCUGAAGAGGUUUGAGGCGAGGAAGGCUGUUGUUUCCAAGCUUAGAGACGUUGGGCUGUUUGUUAGCAAGAAGGGGCAUCCCCAGGUGAUUCCAAGGUGCUCCCGAUCUGACGAUGUCAUAGAGCCCAUUAUCAAGAGUCAGUGGUGGCUGAACUGUAAGGAGAUGGCCAGAAAGGCCAUUGAGGCUGUUGAGGAUGGAAGGAUAAGUAUAUUACCAGAAGGUGCGGAGAAGCAGUGGUACAAAUGGCUUGGAAAUAUCAGGGACUGGUGCUUGUCCAGACAGCUGUGGUGGGGACAUCGAGUACCUGCGUACAAAGCGCCGUCUGGAAAGUGGUAUGUCGGAAGAACAAAGGAAGAUGCGUUUCUGAAGAUGAGAAGCGAGUGUAUGGGGUCUGACUGCGAUCUCUCCGAGCUUGAACAAGACGAGGAUGUAUUGGACACCUGGUUUUCGUCCGGGCUAUGGCCAUUUGCUACGCUAGGCUGGCCUGAGGAAACGGAAGACUUUCUGAAAUACUAUCCGAAUACCUUGCUGGAGACGGGGAGUGACAUUCUCUUCUUCUGGGUUGCAAGGAUGGUGAUGCUGGGCCUUGAGUUGACAGGAAAGGUGCCCUUCAGUCAGGUUCUUCUCCACGGGAUAGUGAGGGAUGCACAUGGAAGAAAGAUGAGCAAGAGCCUCGGAAAUGUCAUCGAUCCGAUUUUUGUGAUCGACGGGUGCUCUCUCGAGAAGCUUAUAUCCACAAUGAGGAGCGGGAAUCUCGAUGAGAGGGAGGUGAAGAGGGCUGAGGCAGUUCUGCGGCAGGAUUUUCCGAAUGGGAUAUCUAGAUGCGGGGCGGAUGCGCUUAGAUUCGCCUUACUUUCAUACACAUCUGGAAUGAAGGAUAUCAAUUUGGACGUGCUUAGGGUGGAAGGAUACCGAAGGUUUUGCAACAAGAUAUGGAAUGCUCACAAAUUUGUGAAGACUAUGGUUGACGAGCUAGCGGGGAAGAAUGGGAAUGGCCCUGUGUGUAAGGAUGAUUACGGGAAGUACAUCGUGUCCUCUGCUGAGCUCCCGGGUCCUUCUGAAGAGGGUCCUGUUGAAUGGAUUCUCAGGAGAAGGAACGAGACGGUUGAAGAAAUCCGACGAACGCUUGAUUCAUUCAACUUUAUGGGUGCUACACAGGCAAUUCACCAGUUCUUUAUCUACGACCUGUGCGAUGUCUUCAUUGAGGUUGUUAAGAAGAGCAAGAACGAGAAAUACAUCAGGGUGCUAUUUAGAGUGUUCAUCGACUCGAUGAAGAUGCUCCAUCCAUUCAUGCCAUUUAUCACGGAGGAGGUGUUUUCAAACUACUUCAAUGGUUCGAUUUCUGUUUCACCGUAUCCAGAAACAGACGGAUCCGAGCAUGAGAGCAAGUUCUCCGUAACUCUGCAGAUCACAAGGCACAUAAGGGCGAAGGCAGAGUCAAACGGAUGGAGCAAAGCUGUGGUGGAGAUUGCUCCCGGAGGAGACGUCAACCACGCAGAUUUAAGAUUCAUCCGCUCGCUCUGUAGAAAGAUCGUCGAGCUCAAAAUAAUAAGCGAUGCCGAAGACGGUCCAUACGAAAAAGUUGGGGGCUCAAGGGUCCUAGUGAGACAAACGGAAUGA